Messenger RNA from Perognathus longimembris pacificus (Pacific pocket mouse), 5028 nucleotides. It is a transcript of the gene Abcc6, whose product is annotated as ATP binding cassette subfamily C member 6. Gene Ontology annotation, molecular function: ABC-type transporter activity; ATP binding; ATP hydrolysis activity. Gene Ontology annotation, cellular component: membrane. The record is from RefSeq and is a predicted model, not a curated record. Gene Ontology annotation, biological process: transmembrane transport. Lineage: Eukaryota; Metazoa; Chordata; Mammalia; Rodentia; Heteromyidae.
GGACUGAGACAGGCGGACAGGAGGACAGGGGGCCGGACAGAGGGACAGGCAUGGCGACUGCCAUGGUCUCACCGGGGGAGCCCUGCACCGAGCCGGGGGUCUGGAACGGGACGGCGCCGGCGCCUGCCUCCCACGGCCUGCUGAGCCUGUGCUACCUGAGGGCGCUGGGCAUCUGGGCGCCCCCCCUGUACCUGUGGGUGCUCGGCCCCGCCCGCCUCCUCCUCCUCCGCCGCCGCCGCAGCCCGGGCUACCUGCGCAUGUCGCCCCUCUUCAAGGCCAAAAUGGUCCUGGGGUUCGUCCUCAUCCUCCUGUGGGCGUUCAAUGUGGCCGUCCCUCUGUGGGAAAUCCAGCGGGGAAGACGCCAGGCUCAGGAAUCCCUCGUCCACCCCACGGCGUGGCUCGCCACCAUGGCCUUCGCCGUGUUCCUGAUUCACGUGGAGAGGAUAAAGGGAGUCCGGGCGUCCGGGGUGCUGUUCGGGUACUGGUUACUGAGUUGCUUCUUACCCGUUGUGGGUGCGGCCCAGCAGGCCUCAAGAGGGGACUUCUGGAGCGACCCCCUCCGCCACCUGGCCACCUACCUGUGCUUGUCGCUGGUGGCGGAGUUUGCGCUGGCCUGUCUGGUGGACCGGCCCCCCUUCUUCCCCAAAGACCCCCCGCAGGCGAAUCCGUGUCCCGAAGGCGGGGCCUCCUUCCCCUCCAAGGCCCUGUUCUGGUGGGCUUCUGGGCUGCUCUGGAAGGGCUACCGGAAGGUGCUGCAGCCCCGGGACCUCUGGUCGCUGGGGAGAGAGAACAGCUCGGAGGAGCUUGUUUCCAGGCUGGAGAAGGAAUGGCGCCGGCUCUGGGCCCCCAGGUGUGCCAAGAAGCCGGACGGCGAAGGAGGCGGCGUCCGGGAGGCCCGGGAGACGGAGGCCCUGCUGCCGCCGGGGGACGGCGGGCGGGGGCCGCUGCUCAGGGCCUUGUGGCGUGUGUUCCGGGGCCUCUUCCUGCUGGGGACCCUCAGCCUGGUGGUCAGCGACUGCUUCCGCUUCGCCAGCCCCAAGCUGCUCAGCCUGUUCCUGGAGUUCAUGGGGGACCCCGAAUCCCCAGCCUGGAAGGGCUCCAUCCUGGCCGUGCUGAUCUUCCUCUCGGCCUGCCUGCAGACACUCUUCGAGCAGCGGUUCAUGUACUGCGUGAAGCUACUGCAGAUGCGGCUGCGCUCCGCCAUCACAGGCCUGGUGUACAGGAAGGUGCUGGCCCUGUCCAGCGUCUCCCGGAAGGGCGGCUCAGUGGGGGACGUGGUGACCCUGGUGUCAGUGGACGUGCAGCGGCUGACCGACAGCGUCAUCUACCUGAACGGGCUAUGGCUGCCGCCGCUCUGGAUCAUUGUCUGCUUCGUCUACCUGUGGCAGCUCCUGGGACCCUCGGCCCUCACAGCUAUCGCGGUCUUCCUGAUCCUCCUGCCUCUGAACUUCUUCAUCGCCAAGAAGCGCAGCCACCAUCAGGAGGAGCAGAUGCGGCAGAAGGAUGCGCGCGCGCGGCUCACCGGCUCGGUCCUCAGGACCGUGCGGACCAUCAAGGCCCACGGCUGGGAGGAGGCCUUCGUGGAGCGGCUCCUGCGCCUGCGCGCCCGCGAGCUGGGCGCCCUGCGGACGUCCACGCUGCUCUUCUCAGUGUCACUGGUGUCCUUCCAGCUCUCCACGUUCCUGGUGGCGCUGGUGGUGUUUGCCGUCCACACGCUGGUGGCCGAGGACAGCGCCAUGGAUGCCGAGAAGGCCUUCGUGACCCUCACCGUGCUGGGCGUCCUCAACAAGGCCCAGGCCUUCCUGCCCUUCUCAGCCCACUGCGUAGUGCAGGCCCGCGUGUCCUUAGACCGUCUAGCUGCCUUCCUCUGCCUGGAAGAGAUCGACCCUCUUGCCGUGGACGCGCGUCCCUCCAAGUGCCCUGCCCAGCAGGACUGCAUCGUCGUACACAACGGCACCUUCGCCUGGUCCGGGGAAAGCCCAGCCUGCCUGCACAGGAUCCACCUUACGGUGCCCCAGGGCUGUCUGCUGGCUGUGGUGGGGGCGGUAGGGGCGGGGAAGUCCUCCCUGCUCUCUGCCCUCCUUGGGGAGCUGAAGAGGAUAGAGGGGUCCGUGAGCAUCAAGGGCCCUGUGGCGUACAUGCCCCAGGAGGCCUGGGUGCAGAGCACCUCUGUCCUGGAGAACGUGACCUUUGGGAAGGAGCUGGACCUGCCGUGGCUGGAGAAGGUUCUGGAAGCCUGUGCCCUGGGGCCAGACCUGAGCCGGUUUCCGGAUGGAAUCCACACCUUGAUCGGGGAGCAGGGCAUGGACCUGUCAGGGGGCCAGAAGCAGCGGCUGAGCCUGGCCCGGGCCGCAUACAGGAAGGCCGCCCUGUACCUGCUGGACGACCCCCUAGCAGCCCUGGAUGCCCACGUCAGCCAGCACGUCUUCACCCGGGUCAUCGGGCCGGGCGGGCUGCUUCAGGGCACGACCAGGGUGCUGGUGACCCACGCGCUCCACGUCCUGCCCCAGGCUGACCUGAUCGUGGUGCUGGCCGACGGGGCCAUCGCGGAGAUGGGCUCCUACCCGGAGCUUCUGCAUAGGAAAGGGGCCCUGGUGGAGCUGCUGGACGCAGCCAGGCAGCCGGGAGAAGGCGGCGGCAGAGGAGAAGGCACAGAGCCCAUGGUGACUGCUGGGGACCUUGGAGGCUGCCCGAGAGGCCCGGGACCAGAGCACAGCCCCGAGAGGUCUACCAUGUCCGCGCCUGCAGGGGACAGCCCCCACUCGGAAGGCCCAGUGGGGUCUCGUGUGGAUGACCCACGGGGGGCAGAGUGGCCGAGAGGAGAGGAAAGCCUGCAGUAUGGACGGGUGAAGGCUGCCACCUACCUGGCAUACCUGCGGGCUAUGGGCACACCGCUGUGCCUCUACGCCCUCUUCCUCUUCCUCUGCCAGCAAGUGGCCUCCUUCUGCCAGGGCUACUGGCUGAGCCUGUGGGCAGACGACCCGGUUGUAGAUGGGCGGCAGCCCCAGGCCGCCCUGCGCGGCUCCGUCUUUGGACUCCUCGGCUGUUUCCAAGCCAUCGGGCUGUUCACCUCCAUGGCCGCCGUGCUCCUGGGCGGGAUCCGGGCGUCCAGGCUGCUCUUCCGGACGCUCCUCUGGGACGUGGCGCGGUCUCCCGUUGGCUUCUUCGAGCGGACGCCCCUCGGGCACCUUCUGAACCGCUUCUCCAAGGAGACGGACACGGUGGACGUGGACAUCCCAGACAAGCUCCGCUCCCUGCUCACGUUCGCCUUCGGACUCCUGGAGGUCGGCCUGGCCGUGUCGAUGGCCACCCCGCUAGCCAUCGUGGCCAUCCUGCCCCUGAUGGUCCUCUACGCUGCGUUCCAGAGCCUGUACGUGGCCACCUCGUGUCAGCUGAGGCGCCUGGAGUCAGCCAGCUUCUCCUCCAUGUGCUCCCACCUGGCCCAGACGGUGCAGGGCAGCGCCGUGCUCCGCGCAUUCCGAGCCCAGGGCCCCUUCGCGGCCCAGAGCGAUGCUCUCAUGGACGCCAACCAGAGGGUCAGUUUCCCACGACUGGUGGCCGACAGGUGGCUGGCAGCAAACCUGGAGUUGCUGGGGAACGGCCUGGUGUUUGUGGCCGCCAUGUGCGCGGUGCUGAGUAAGGCCCACCUCCGUGCCGGCCUCGUGGGCUUCUCGGUCUCUGCUGCGCUCCAGGUGACCCAGACUCUGCAGUGGGUCGUUCGCAGCUGGACGGACCUGGAGAACAGCAUUGUGGCGGUGGAGCGCGUGCAGGACUACACCCACACACCCAAGGAGGCCCCCUGGAGGCUGCCCACCUGUGCAGCUCCACACCCUUGGCCCAGUGAAGGGCGGAUCGAGUUCCGGGACUUCGGGCUGAGACACAGAUCGGACCUCCCGCUGGCUGUGCAGGGCGUAUCGCUGACCAUUGAGGCUGGGGAAAAGGUGGGCAUCGUGGGCAGGACCGGGGCUGGGAAGUCCUCGCUGGCCGGAGGCCUGCUGCGGCUCCAGGAGGCGGCGGAGGGCGGGGUGUGGAUCGACGGGGUCCCCAUCGCCCGCGUGGGGCUGCACACGCUGAGGCGCCGGAUCACCAUCAUCCCGCAGGACCCCAUCCUACUCCCCGGCUCCCUGCGCGCGAACCUGGACCUGCGGCAGGAGCACGCGGACGAGGCGAUCUGGGCGGCCCUGGAGACGGUGCAGCUCAAAGCCUUCGUGGCGGGGCUGCCCGGGCAGCUGCAGUACGAGUGCCCCGACAGGGGCGACGACCUGAGCGUGGGGCAGAAGCAGCUGCUGUGCCUGGCGCGCGCCCUGCUCCGGAAAACCCAGAUCCUCAUCCUGGAUGAGGCCACCGCGGCCGUGGACCUGGGCACCGAGCUCCGGAUGCAGGCGGCCCUUGGGCGCUGGUUCGCACGCUGCACGGUGCUGCUCAUCGCGCACCGCCUGCGCUCGGUGAUGGACUGCAGCAGGGUGCUGGUGAUGGACAAGGGGCGGGUGGCAGAGUGUGGCAGCCCGGCCCAGCUGCUGGCCCAGAAAGGCCUGUUCUACAGACUCGCCCAGGAGUCGGGGCUGGUCUGAGUGAGGCCUGGACGUGGUGGAGACUGCAGGCCACUUGGCCCUGUGGCGUGUCGAGUGUGGGCUCUUUUCUGGAAGGAAGAUGGCGGACACCACGGCUGACGAUCACAGACCCUCAAGGCCGGUCACACCCACACUGGCCUGCGCAAGGCCCCAGCCUCGUCUACCUCAGAGCCGGAGUGGGCAGGGGCUCUCGCCCUGGCUGCCUGCCAGAGUCACCUGGGAAACUUGAACACAGGCCUAGGCCCAGGCCUGUCCCUGAACUGGCCGGGACGAUCACGUGUGUACCCUUCCCAAGUUACUUGGGAGGUAAUCACAGACUCUGAUGCAGUUUGAAGAAACGCAGAGCUGGCCGCGGUGGUUAUACCUGGAAUCCCAGCUAUUCAGAGAUAGACAUGGGAGAGAUCAAGGUCAGACUGGAUAAAAAAUAAAGUGAGCAUCAAGACCCCUUCCCCAUCUU